GAAUUAAAUAUUUCUCUCCGUGAAAAUUUCAGGCAGGAACCAACGAUGGCUUCUGCUUUGUUGAGAACCCUAACGAGAUCGUCCAAUUUGGGUUGCAGCACCAGAAAUUUCAGUCUCGUUACCAGUCAAAUCAGCAAUCACACUGCCAAAUGGAUGCAGGAUACUAGCAAGAAAUCUCCAAUGGAGUUGAUCAAUGAAAUUCCACCCAUCAAGGUUGAAGGCAGGAUUGUUGCAUGCGAAGGAGACACGAACCCUGCACUCGGGCAUCCUAUUGAGUUCAUAUGCCUUGACUUGAAGGAGCCAGCCGUCUGCAAGUACUGUGGCCUACGCUAUGUCCAGGAUCAUCAUCACUAGAGUAAUAGUUCUCUUAUUUAAUCAUCUGCAUGGAGAUUGGUAUUUUGGACUAAUAUGUGCCUAUCUUUGUCAAAUUGUUUCAAUCAAUUUGCACUUUCAGUUGACAAAUCUUUGUACUAUGGCAUUUCCAUGUGUUCAAUAUCAAGCGAAUAAAGAUUGGGCACGAUCAUUAUCUUGCUUGCUUGGCGA
Manihot esculenta (cassava) is the source of this 543-nucleotide messenger RNA. Its product is annotated as NADH dehydrogenase [ubiquinone] iron-sulfur protein 6, mitochondrial. The transcript is spliced from 3 exons. Lineage: Eukaryota; Viridiplantae; Streptophyta; Magnoliopsida; Malpighiales; Euphorbiaceae. The record is from RefSeq and is a predicted model, not a curated record. Gene Ontology annotation, biological process: mitochondrial electron transport, NADH to ubiquinone. Bases 46 to 354 code for a protein of 102 amino acids.